Molecule: messenger RNA, 4062 nt
Organism: Ostrea edulis (European flat oyster)
Lineage: Eukaryota; Metazoa; Mollusca; Bivalvia; Ostreida; Ostreidae
Exons: 6
Coding region: 231-782 (183 amino acids)
Source: RefSeq, a predicted model, not a curated record
ACUGUGUCACUCUAUUGAAAAUUGUUAUUCAGAUUGCAAAUCACGGAAUAAUCUUAUCAACUCUGAUUGAGAUAUACAGUAGUUCUGUAAAUCGAUAAGACACAUUGGAGUUUUAAAAAAACCCAAAACUUUAAAUGUGAUGUAUGCUAUGUUUACCUGCACCAGAAAUCCCGAUUUGGAAAUCAACUUUCGAUUUCUCUUUGGACAUCGCAAGGUAGCUAACGAUCAAAAUGUGGAAUAUAAGUAUAAAUGAAUGUCCGUACGAUCACUGGGGAAGAGCAGCAAGAUCUGCAUGUAGUUCAUCUGAACGAUUCCAUUGCUUAAAAGACGACAUUGGACGAAUUGGAUGGAUAUGUGCUGAACCGAUAUGGGUUGAAGGCGGUAGAUGUCCAGUUUACAACUCCAGAGCAGAGAUGCUUCAUACCACACCAUGCAUUGGAGAGAAGUGUCCAUCAUCGAAUUAUCGCUCAAAUGAUAUCUAUACCAAACAUUCAUGCCGGGUGAACAAAUACACUGAGAGUGAUGGAAAUAAUUCUACAAACAAUACUCAUACCACAGAAAUCAAUCAAUCCACCCACACGAAUAGUUCCAUGUACAUAUUUGGAGGAGUUGGUGUUGCAUUGAUUUUUGUUAUCAUUGGAGCUGUCACAAUCCUGCUUGUGAAAAGGCGACAGCCAUCCCAGUUCUACAGAACUCCAUCGUCAAGAACAUUAUGGGGAGGAACGUAUUGCCUUGAUGGUUCCAUCAAGUACAAAAUAUACUCAAGCUCAACACUAUCUUGAAACAAAUCAUUUUGUCGCCUUGAUAGGGAUCGAAGGAUCUGGAAGAACACAUUUGGCAAAACAAUUGGCAGAAAACAUGAAGAAAUAUGCGACAUGUUGGACCAGCGAUAGUCAGGAUUUUGAACGUGACACGUAUUCAAGCGAUAGAAAACUAUUUAUUUUAGAUGAUGUGUUUUAUGUACUUCAGAAUGAAGAUGAAGUUAAGACCGUCGCAUCUAAAGUAGAAAAGCUGUAUCAGACAGCACAGUCGUCUUACGUCAUUGUCACUGUGCCAUCUUAUAUAUGGAAAAGAUAUUCAGAUACGUUUUCUGAUAAAGAGUCGUUUAAGUCUCAUGUAGAUUUAAAUACCUUAAGCGAAGAAGAAAGAAAUGGUAUUCUAACAAAGCAUCUACACCUAAAUCAUAUUAGAGAUGACGAAAAUGCGCACGGAAGUGCCCUCUUCAUAAGAAAGGAGGUUAAAUCAGCUAUUAUUGAUUCUGCAACCUGCAUGUCGAUUGGAUUUCCCUCCUGUGUGGCAUGGAUCAGCAAAAUGCGGGAUCAAAAUGAUAUCCACGAAGCAGACAGGUUUAUGAAACUUCCUGUAUCCCGGAUAAGAAACGAAGUGAGAUUUUUACAGAAUUCUAAGAGAAAUGGAGACAAGAAAAUGUUUUUAUUAUUGGCUUAUACUGCUCUUUCUGGCGGUAUGUUGGAUAUAACGCAAGUUGAUAAAGAAUUCCUCCAUCUUCUAGCUACGACGCUGUACCCUAAUGAUGACCAUAAUGAGUUUUUAGAUGAUUUUGAACCAAGUCUCCAUGCUUUAGAGGAAAGGUACAUAAAGAAACAAGCUACCGGAAAGUAUGAAUUUCAACUGGAUGUAGUGAGAAAAAUAGUCUUUGUAGUAGCCUUUGAAAAUAACAUGCACGUUUUAAAAGAGAACUUGAAUAAAGAUUUGUUGAAACGACAUGCUGUCGAAAGAAAUAAAUUUCCUAUCGCUUUGGACGUUGAAGUUGCCAAAUGUUUUGUCAAACUCUAAUUUAUUAAAGUCGUUACACAUUGUAAUUCCUAGUAUAUGGAGUUCACGCUUCAUUGGGAAAGACGUCGAGUCCUGAACACGACCGAACGCGACCGACCCGGAUUAUUGAAAUAGGACAUGUCUCUGUUAAUUCCCAGUGCUCGAAAUUCGCUGAUUUUCGAAACUAGAUCGCGAGUUACGAUAUUUGAAAAUUGACAAAACAAAGGACCCUGAGUUUUGUGUUGGGAGUCAGUAGAGUACACGUACAUAUAUAUAUCUAUGAAACUUCACCUAGGACUAGUAGCGUCUCGAUAUGAAUGAUCUCUAUGUAAAUUUUCUUGAUGGGAUGAGUAAUUAUUUGUGAUGCAUGUAGAUGUAAACUUAUUUUGAAAAAAGUUAUUGAUUUUGAUUUUGAAGAAAUGCAUUUUGAAACUUACAGUAGAGCAAUCCCGUUUCUUUGCGAAUAUUACUUUGAAUGAAAUGUUUUUGUAAGCAUCUCCUUCAUUGUGUCUAUUUUGGCACCAUCCCAUUUUCACAAGUUCUGCAAGAAGGACAUUAGCCAGUUUUGUCAGUACUGCACAGUGUCGACAUUAAUUUCCUCAGCACUUAUCAGUAUAAAUCAAUUCACAGUACAAAUUAGAGUAAAUAUCGGUAUUAAUUAAUAAAAACAGAAUUUAUCAGUGAAAGUAUAUAAGUUAUAAGUAGUCAGUAAUCAAUAUCAUCUGCAUGGCAUAAAGAAGUUUUACUACUCCAUCAGUUUAUCAUGACAUAGUCAGAGCCGUCCCGUAGUACUCAUUAGUAAAUAAUGUCACUGUCAGACCUGUAGUACUCAUUAGUAAAUCAUGUCACUGUCAGACCUGUAGUACUCAUUAGUAAAUCAUGGCAUUGUUAACCCCGUCCUGUAGUACUCAUCAGUAAAUCAUGGCAUUGUUAACCCCGUCCUGUAGUACUCAUCAGUAAAUCAUGUCACUGUCAGACCUGUAGUACUCAUUAGUAAACCAUGUCACUUGUCAGACCUGUAGUACUCAUUAGUAAAUCAUGUCACUGUCAGACCCGUCCCGUAGUACUCAUUAGUAAAUCAUGUCACUUGUCAGACCUGUAGUACUCAUUAGUAAAUCAUGUCACUGUCAUACCCGUCCUGUAGUACUCAUUAGUAAAUCAUGUCACUGUCAGACCCGUCCUGUAGUACUCAUUAGUAAAUCAUGUCACUGUCAGACCCGUCCUGUAGUACUCAUUGGUUAAUCAUGACACUGUCAGACCUGUAGUACUCAUUAGUAAAUCAUGGCAUUGUUAACCCCGUCCUGUAGUACUCAUCAGUAAAUCAUGACACUGUCAGACCCGUCCUGUAGUACUCGUUGGUUAAUCAUGACACUGUCAGACCUGUCCUGUAGUACUCAUUGGUUAAUCAUGACACUGUCAGACCCGUCCUGUAGUACUCAUUGGUUAAUCAUGGCACUGUCAGACCCGUCCUGUAGUACUCAUUGGUUAAUCAUGACACUGUCAGACCCGUCCUGUAGUACUCAUUGGUUAAUCAUGACACUGUCAGACCCGUCCUGUAGUACUCAUUGGUUAAUCAUGACACUGUCAGACCCGUCCUGUAGUACUCAUUGGUUAAUCAUGACAUUGUUAAUCCCGUCCCGUAGUACUCAUUAGUAAAUCAUGGAACUGUAAGACCCUACAUGAUAGUCCCACGACAAUGAAAAGUGAAAAAAGAGAGCAAUAUCAUAAAUCCUGUACAGUAUACAGAAUCGGAAAUGGGAAAAACAUGAACCUCUGGCAACACCAGAGGUUGAAUUAAUUAGGAGUAAUCGGUAUGUGAAAACAUCCUUACAUCAGGUUUCAUUCGACCGAUUGAUAUAUUGUAUUGGCAAAUUGGAUCAUUAUAAACGACCAUAGAAUUUGCGAAUUGCUGACGUUAAAAGAAACUGUUCAAAUCCAUGUAACAUCAAUUGAUUUGUCAGUAGCCUGCCUCGAUUAAAUCAUGAUCAUAUGCAGAACAAGCUCUUGUGUAUCGAAUAAGUUGAGAGACGUAAACACCUUAAUGCAGGUGAUAAUGGGAUGUUGCUAUAUAAGUAUGAAAAGUUGUCGAUGAAGAAGCUGACAUCACCCCAUAAAGUAUAUGCGAUGCAUUAGCGUAUCUAUCUGUAGAAAGGGUUAUAAGGUAACUUAAUAGUUAUUUGUAUCCAAUUCAUGAUAAUCGUUCAUACUCUCUAGGUUUGCUUGUGUUCGCUUGCUAUAUCCGAUAUGUACACUAGGUAAUUGGAAUAAAAUGAGUUCAUACUACUGAUA